This is a messenger RNA of Kwoniella mangroviensis CBS 8507, 6735 nucleotides long. RefSeq names its product DNA polymerase epsilon catalytic subunit A. The transcript has 13 exons. NCBI's taxonomy places the organism in Eukaryota, Fungi, Basidiomycota, Tremellomycetes, Tremellales, Cryptococcaceae. Gene Ontology annotation, molecular function: DNA-directed DNA polymerase activity; DNA binding; single-stranded DNA 3'-5' DNA exonuclease activity. Bases 1 to 6735 code for a protein of 2244 amino acids. Gene Ontology annotation, cellular component: epsilon DNA polymerase complex; nucleus. The record is from RefSeq and is a predicted model, not a curated record. Gene Ontology annotation, biological process: base-excision repair, gap-filling; mitotic cell cycle; leading strand elongation.
AUGUCAUCGAGAGGAUCAUUCAGAGGAAGAGGAAGAGGCGGAGGUGGGUCGAAUACACGAUUUACAGGUAAAAAACGAUCUGGUCGCGGAGGAGGAGUAGCGUAUGGUAUCGAUCGACCUGCACCCAAAAGAGAAGAUGACGGGACUGCCGCCGCUGAGAAGUUCGAAGAGGUCAAGAUACAAGAUGAGAUAGAUGAGAAAUUGGGAUUCUGGCGAUUUGAGAGCUCAAGAGCUGAUGGAGAGAAGAAGAUUGGCUGGUUGGUUAAUAUGCAUCAGACAUUGAUACAGAGCUCGACGCAUUCUGGUGGUUUAGCAGCAGUAGAUUUCUAUUUCAUCCAGGAUGACGGAGGAAUGUUCAAAGCUACGAUACCGUAUGAACCAUAUUUCUACGUGACAUGUCGAGCUGGAACAGGGACGAUAGUGGAAGAAUGGCUGCUGAAGCGUUUCGAGGGAAUACUGAUACGUGUGGAAAGGGAGAAGAAAUGGGAUCUUAGUUUGCCAAAUCAUCUGUUGUCAGCACCACCGAUAUUCCUCAAACUGUUCUUUCACAACACAGCAGACCUUCAGUCGAUACGUCGAGAGAUACUGCCAUUAGCAGAAGCUAACUCGGCAAGGUUCACAGCAGUAGAUGCGUACGCCGAUGUAGUCGGCGCGGAGAACGCUAUGAACGGUAAUGGAGAUGAUCAGGAAGGGAAAGCGUGGGGCGCGGAGGAUGAAGGUCGUAAGAGACGUGAUAAGGAACCAGCAGAAUGUAUCAUAGAUAUAAGGGAACAUGAUAUAAAUUAUUAUCUACGAGUGGCCAUUGAUCUUGACGUUCGAGUCGGUUUAUGGUACACUGUGACCUCUCAUACAGGAAUGAUAAGCUUGGAACGUAUAACAUCAUUGGUCAAGCGAGCGGAACCAGUUGUCAUGGCUUAUGAUAUCGAAACGACAAAACAACCCUUGAAAUUUCCAGACCAACAGACAGAUCAAAUCAUGAUGAUUUCGUAUAUGAUAGAUGGUCAAGGGUACCUCAUAACGAAUAGGGAGAUUGUUGCGGAAGAUAUAGAAGAUUUCGAAUAUACACCGAAGGAAGAGUAUCCCGGAGAUUUCACCAUCUUCAACGAACCUGAUGAACCUGCAGUGAUACGGCGUUGGUUCGAGCAUAUCCGAGAUUCCAAACCUACUGUCAUGGUCACUUAUAACGGAGAUAGUUUCGAUUUCCCCUUUGUCGAUGUGCGAGCCAAGAUACAUGGUAUAAGCAUGUAUGAUGAGAUAGGUUUCAGACCAGAUAUCGAAAAUGAGUAUAAAUCUAGAGCAACGAUGCAUAUGGAUUGUUUCAGAUGGGUAAAACGAGAUUCUUACUUACCUCAAGGUAGUCAAGGUCUCAAAGCAGUCACCAAAGCGAAACUGGGAUAUAAUCCUACAGAAUUGGAUCCUGAGCUUAUGACACCAUAUGCGAUUGAGCAGCCUCACAGUCUCGCUCAAUAUUCCGUCUCCGAUGCUGUUGCGACAUAUUACCUGUACAUGAAAUACGUUCACCCCUUCAUCUUCUCGUUGUGUAACAUCAUUCCCUUGAAUCCGGAUGAAGUGUUGAGAAAGGGAAGUGGAACUUUAUGUGAAACUUUGUUGAUGGUUGAAGCCUAUCAGGCACACAUCAUCAUGCCCAAUCGACAUGAAGACCCUCACGGAUCCACAUACGAAGGCCACUUGCUCGCCUCGGAAACUUAUGUCGGUGGUCACGUCGAAGCCUUAGAAGCUGGUGUCUUCCGAAGCGAUAUACCGACACACUUCAAGAUGGAGCCAAGUGCCUGUCAGCAGCUGAUCGAUGAUCUGGACGCGGCUCUACAGUUCUCAUUGGUGGAAGAAGGAAGCCUCAAGCUGGAAGACGUAGACAACUACGAUGAAGUCAAAGGUCAGAUACAGUCGGCUCUGGAGCUGAUGCGAGAUAAUCCAAAUCGAAUGGACAAACCUCUAAUCUAUCACUUGGAUGUCGCUGCGAUGUACCCCAACAUCAUGUUGUCCAAUCGACUACAACCGGAUUCGAUGAAGGACGAAGCUGCAUGUGCAGUUUGCGAUUACAACAGACCGGAUAAGACUUGUGAUAGAAGGUUGGAAUGGGCAUGGAGAGGUGAAUACUUCCCUGCUAAGCGAGAUGAGGUCAAUAUGGUCAGAUACGCUUUAGAACAGGAAAUGUUCCCACCAAAACACCCCAAUGGUCCAAGAAGGCGGUUCAUCGAUCUGCCUCAAGGCGAUCAGUCAGCAUUGAUACAUAAACGUCUAGGUGACUAUUCGCGAAAGGUAUACAAGAAGACUCACGAAACCAAGAUUGUCACCAAGACCUCUAUCAUCUGCCAGCGUGAAAACUCGUUCUAUAUCGACACUGUACGAGCUUUCCGAGAUCGACGAUAUGAAUAUAAGGGUUUGCACAAGACAUGGAAGAAGAACCUCGAUAAAGCAUUCGAGGAGGGUGGUGCUGUCAGUGCAGUCGACGAAGCCAAGAAGAUGAUCGUGCUGUAUGAUUCCCUUCAGUUGGCUCACAAGUGUAUUCUGAAUUCUUUCUACGGUUAUGUGAUGAGAAAAGGAGCUAGAUGGUACUCUAUGGAGAUGGCCGGUAUCACCUGUCUGACCGGAGCUUCUAUCAUUCAGAUGGCUCGUCAGUUAGUGGAACAGAUAGGUCGACCGUUAGAAUUGGACACAGAUGGUAUUUGGUGUAUGCUUCCUGGUGUAUUUCCAGAAGACUUCAAGUUCAAGCUCAAGAAUGGGAAGACUUUCGGUGUCUCUUACCCUUGUACGAUGCUGAACCACCUUGUUCAUGCCAAAUUCACCAAUCAUCAAUAUCACGAACUGGUAGAUAAGGAAACUGGGAAAUACGAAGUCAGGAAAGAGAAUAGUAUUUUCUUCGAAUUGGAUGGUCCCUACAAAGCGAUGAUCUUGCCUUCAUCCAAAGAAGAGGAUAAAUUAUUGAAGAAACGAUAUGCCGUAUUCAACCCUGAUGGAUCACUAGCCGAAUUGAAAGGGUUCGAAGUGAAAAGAAGAGGUGAAUUGCAAUUGAUCAAGAUCUUCCAAUCUCAGAUAUUCGAUAAAUUCUUGCUAGGAUCAACCACCGAAGAAUGUUAUGCUGCUGUAGCUGAAGUGGCAGAUCAAUGGCUUGAUAUCUUACAAUCCAAAGCUUCCUCCUUACACGACGACGAACUGGUCGACCUGAUCGCCGAGAACCGAAGUAUGUCGAAGACGUUAGCGGAAUACGGUACUCAAAAGUCCACCUCAAUCAGCACUGCCCGACGGUUAGCCGAAUUCUUGGGUGAGCAGAUGGUCAAGGAUAAAGGUCUAUCUUGUCGAUUCAUCAUUUCUGCCAAACCCAACGGCGCUCCAGUAACAGAACGGGCUAUUCCUGUAGCCAUCUUCACUGCUGAAGAACCUGUUAAGAGACACUUCUUGAAAAAAUGGUUGAAGGAUAACAGUCUUACGGACUUCGACUUGAGGACUAUCUUAGAUUGGGCUUAUUACACGGAACGAUUAGGUUCGGUUAUCCAAAAGCUUAUCACCAUCCCUGCUGCUUUGCAGAAAGUAGCCAACCCGGUACCGAGAAUCAGACAUCCAGAUUGGUUGUUCAAGCGAGUAGCAGCCAAAGAAGAUAAGUUCCAGCAACAUAAACUCACGGAUAUGUUUGCCAAGAUGAAGACUACCGCUGUGGCCAACGGGGACAUAGAGGAUAUGGGUAAGAACAAGACUGGACCGAAGAUGGCAGUAGUCAGAAAGAAGAAAGUGGUCAGGGAGAAAACACCUGAACCUGCGCCUGAUCCCACGGAAGACUAUUCUGGCUAUAUUAGAGUAAUGAAAGAUCAAUGGCGAAAACAACGGAUUGAACGUGCCCGACUACGAAAACAGGGUACAAGACAGGAUGGUACCGUCUCUUCGAUGUUGCGAACGAAAUCCAUCAAUUUGGCUUCGAGACAGUGGGAUAUCAUUCAGAUUGCUUCUACCAACCGACCGGGUGAAUUUAGAUUAUGGUUAGCAAUAGAUGGGACUUUCCAAUCUGUCCGUCUGAGGAUACCGAGAGAGUUCUAUCUGAACUUCAAGACUUUGCCUGUAGACGGUACCUUUUCAGAUCGAUACGAAGCUACGUCUGUCGCUAGGGUCUUACCCAGAGGUCAAGCUGCGCGUCAUCUUUUCAAGCUUUUGGUAGAUGAAGCUUUAUUUGUCGAAGGUGAAUCGCACUUCUCAAGUAUGAUCAAUAAUCCCAAUGUCGAUGGAGCAUACGAAUUGCAAGUGCCCCUGGUGGUUAGAGCGUUACUUCAGUUCGGUACUAGCUGUACACUCAAGAAGACUUCCUUAGGUGGAUUGAACAGAGGUCUAGAUAGAGGAUUCGACCUCUCAGAACUAGAGAAACCGGGAAUGAGUGUGAUCAGACAUAAAUACCUUGAUGAAGGGAAAGGUAUCAAAUAUCACUUCCUAUAUCACGCUAUUUUCAAUUCUAGACAUCUCAUUGCUCUUUUCUCGCCUGGUUCAGCAGGCAGAGUCUACAUCGUCGACAGCUCCAGAACCCCAGAGAGAUUACCAAAUCCUGCAAGAUGGUAUACCGAUCGAGUGGAUAAAGCAACGAAGGGUAUAUUCGCCUAUCCGGAAACGAUCGAGUUCAUCACCAAUUACUACAAGAAUGAAUUAUCGGCUUUGAGACAAUUAUCGAAAGAUCUUCAAGGUAUAAGACAUGGUCUGAAUGUGAUUACCCUCUGCUCACCGUUCGAACAUUCUUAUUAUCAAGUUGCUUCACCCGUCUUCUCAGAAUUCCCAUUCAUAACAUUCAAGGGAAAUGAUGAGAAGCCCAGUUUGGGUUGGUUAGUGCAGACUUCCAGAAGGAUGAUCAAUCAGUACUUGAAGUUGUCUGGAUGGAUCAAAGAUCAGAUUGAGAUAGCUGCUCAUUAUGAUGUUCCUGUAGGAAACCUUGGCCAGGAUGCUCCUAUCUUCCUUGCCGAUAUCGAAUUCGCCCGACGACUGAAGCAGCAAGAUAUGGUUCUCUGGUGGUCUGCCUCGUCUCGACCCGAUCUUGGUGGUUCCGAGGAAGAUGCCAAUCUGAGUGAAGAGCUUGUCACCCCUCGAAUGUCAACUAAAGGGUGUUAUUCAUCUGUCGUGUUAGAAAUGGAAAUUGCCGAUCUCGCUAUUAAUGCUGUACUUCAAUCUGCUUUGGUCAACGAGAUGGAAGGUUCUGGGGCGGGAUCACUUGCAUUCGAUUCGGCAUCGCACAAUUUGGAUGAAUAUGCGAAAGGGACAGCCAACACUUCCGUCAUGCUUGGGGAUGCGGUAUUAUCGACUCAGACCUUCGGUGUACUCAAGUCAAUGGUCAGAUCGUGGUUUCUUGAUAAAGCCCGAGCACACGUCAAGGGAAUCUACUCGACACCGGCGGAUCUGGUAGUAGACCAGUUCUGGAGGUGGAUCAGUUCAGCAGCAAGUAACAUGUUUGAACCUGCCUUACAGCGGUUCUUACAUGGUUUGAUGCGAAAGACAUUCCUACAACUAUUAGCUGAAUUCAAGCGAUUGGGAACUUCAGUGGUUUACGCUGAUUUCAAUAGGAUAUUCCUGUUGACUACCAAACCUGAUGCUGGAAGUGCCUAUGCGUUUGCCAAGUACCUUGUGACAGCUGCCAACUCCCAAGAACUUUUCAGACAUUUGGUCAUCGACGUCACCCAAUUCUGGAAUUACCUAGCAUGGAUGGAUAUAGCCAAUUUCGGCGGUGUCAAAGUCCCGCCUGAAAUUGCUUCUUCAAGAGAUCCUCCACCUUCCAAAUUCGAGAUCAGCAUGGAUUGGAAUAUCCAAUCUUUCCUACCUGGUAUACUUCAACCUAUAUUUGAACGAAACGUUGCUCAAUUCAUAUAUCAACUUUAUACUGCGAAGAGAACCUCGUACGAUGAAAGGGCACCGUUGAAAGUCAUACAUAAUUUGAACAUAGAUCUACCAGGUGAAAAUACCUCGACUAUCAACCCUGCGAAAGAAAAAGAGAAAUCUGCUGGAUCGAAAUCUAUAACUCAAAUUUUGACCAGAAAGCUAUUGGCGGAUGUGGCGGCUGUGAAGAAACGACAGGCAAUGGCUCAUGUAGACGAAGAAAAAGCGGAAUCGCUACUAUUCCCUUUAUUACCUGGAUCACGAAUAUCCACAUCAGAAGGUGAAAGUCUCAAUCCGACUUUGGAAUUGAUCAAAUCAAUUACAGAAGUUUAUUCGUUAGCGUCUUCAGAGCAUUUGAUCGAAAUUCAAAUUUUGAGGAAAAACUUGUUAGAUCUAGUAGGGGUGAAAGAAUUUUCACAAAAUGCCCAAUUCAAGAACCCCUUCUGUGAUAAUUUACAGAUCAAUUUGAUCAUUUGUAAGAAAUGUAAUUCCCUGAGAGAUAUUGAUCUCUGUAGGGAUCCAGAUAGAUUACCUAGUUUUGAUGCCUCGAUGGGUGAGAUGUUAGAUCCUCCAAGAAAGAAUUGGGUUUGCCAUAAAUGCGAUUCGGAAUAUGAUAAGUUCCAAAUCGAACAACCUCUAAUUGAGAUGAUAUCGAAAAUGAUUACGUCUUAUCAGACACAAGACGUGAUCUGUAUGAAAUGCUCAUCGUCGAAAUCUGAUAAUUUGGCAGCUACAUGCCACUGUGGAGGUUCAUUCAAAUCUUCUUUGAACAAGAAUGAAAUGAAAAACAAAUUGAAGAUGAUCAAAAGUGUCGCACAAUAUCACGAUCUCGCUUUGGUGGGAAGUUACGUCGAAGAAGUAUUAAGUCGAUGGUAG